This is a messenger RNA of Ipomoea triloba (trilobed morning glory), 1391 nucleotides long. Its product is annotated as galactinol synthase 2-like. NCBI's taxonomy places the organism in Eukaryota, Viridiplantae, Streptophyta, Magnoliopsida, Solanales, Convolvulaceae. The record is from RefSeq and is a predicted model, not a curated record. The transcript is spliced from 3 exons. Gene Ontology annotation, molecular function: glycosyltransferase activity. The coding region runs from base 103 to 1110 and encodes 335 amino acids.
AAACCCCCAAACUCGACAAACAACGAUCAGAACAGUACAAAAUUAAAGAUCCUCUGUUUUUUUCAGAAUCUUUGUUUCCUCAUUUUUUCCGAGCAAACAAAAAUGGCUUCUCAAAUGGUUAAUUCCACGAACAGGGCGACCGGUUUGGCCAAGGCGUUGAGCCUGCAAAGCCGUGCCUAUGUUACGUUCUUGGCCGGCAAUGGGGACUACGUGAAAGGUGUGGUGGGGCUAGCCAAGGGGCUGAGAAAGGUCAAAUCUGCUUAUCCACUGGUGGUGGCGGUCUUGCCGGACGUUCCGGAGGAGCACCGCCGCAUACUCCUUAGCCAGGGCUGCAUCGUCCGUGAAAUACAGCCCGUUUACCCGCCGGAGAAUCAGACUCAGUUCGCCAUGGCUUACUACGUCAUCAACUACUCCAAGCUCCGCAUUUGGGAGUUUGUGGAGUAUAGCAAGAUGAUAUAUCUGGACGGAGACAUUCAGGUGUUCGAGAACAUCGACCACCUCUUCGAGUUGCCGGACGGCCACUUUUACGCCGUCAUGGACUGUUUCUGCGAGAAGACAUGGAGCAAAACCCCACAAUACACGAUCGGGUACUGUCAGCAGCGCCCAGAUAAGGUCCAGUGGCCCGAAGAGCUCGGCCCGAAACCCCCACUUUACUUCAACGCUGGAAUGUUCGUUUACGAACCCAGUCUCCCUGUGUACGAUGAUCUCCUCAAAACCCUCAAAACCACCCCUCCCACCUCAUUUGCAGAGCAGGAUUUCUUGAACAUGUUCUUUAAGGAUGUGUACAGGCCGAUCCCGAAUGUGUACAACUUGGUGUUAGCGAUGUUGUGGCGCCACCCGGAGAACGUGGAGCUGGACCAAGUUAAGGUUGUUCACUACUGUGCGGCGGGGUCAAAGCCGUGGCGGUACACCGGCGAGGAAGAGAAUAUGGACAGGGAAGAUAUCAAGAUGCUGGUGAAUAAGUGGUUGGCGAUAUACAACGACAGGGCGUUGGAUUACAAGAACAGCGCCGCAGGCGGUGGUGUUGAGGUUGGUGCCGCCAAGUUCAAGGCGGCGGCGUUGCCCAAGGCCGGCGCUACUCGCUAUGUUACAGCCCCGUCCGCUGCAUAGGCGACUAAUAUUGCGGCUGGAUGGUCUAGGAUUCUUUUAUCAUUUCUAAGGCCAUAUACACACUUUGAUCUCAUAGGUUUUUUUUUAUUUUUUUAUUUUUAUAGAGUUAUGAGUAUUAUUAAGUCCUUGAAGGAGCUGUGCUCCAUAUCAAUUUGAAUUAGGAGAACUUUGUAUUUGUAGUUCUCCUAAAUUUGUUGUGUUUCUUUUCAUAUUUCCGGCUUGGCCUUGUGAAUAUUGGAAUAUAUGUUACAUUAUAUAAUGAAAACUAUAUUUGUUGUAUA